Hibiscus syriacus is the source of this 1520-nucleotide messenger RNA. Its product is annotated as probable sugar phosphate/phosphate translocator At1g12500. The record is from RefSeq and is a predicted model, not a curated record. The transcript has a single exon. Gene Ontology annotation, cellular component: Golgi apparatus. NCBI's taxonomy places the organism in Eukaryota, Viridiplantae, Streptophyta, Magnoliopsida, Malvales, Malvaceae. Gene Ontology annotation, molecular function: antiporter activity. Bases 127 to 1203 code for a protein of 358 amino acids.
AAAAAUCCUUCCUUUUGAUCCUUGGAGAGAGAGGAGAAACCCCAAAGAAAGAAAAUAUCAAAGUUGGAGUCUUUAAGUCUUUAAGCUUCAAAGUUACCAACUUUACAGUCAUCCCAAAACACCCAGAUGGUGGAAGCGCAGACAUGGACUACAAGGCGGAUGAGCAACCCGAGACUGGACUCAACGGCCACCGUCGACCACGAGGUUUUGGACAUUCCGGUGACCCCAACUGCCGACGUUAGGAACAACAUCUACACCGUUGGAUCCCAUCUGUCUCCUAACCUUUUGACGGUACUGAUCAUUGCUUCCUGGUUCACUUCCAACAUUGGUGUCCUUUUACUCAACAAGUAUCUCCUCAGCUUCUAUGGCUAUCGUUAUCCGAUCUUCCUCACCAUGCUUCACAUGAUCUCGUGUGCUUCUUACAGUUACGUAACCAUAAACUUCCUCGAAACAGUCCCAAGGCAACACAUUUUGUCGAGGAAACAGUUCCUCAAGAUCUUUGCUCUGAGCCUCAUCUUCUGUUUCUCCGUAGUGUGCGGCAACACUUCUUUGAGAUACAUUCCGGUGUCAUUUAACCAAUCUAUUGGUGCCACGACGCCUUUCUUCACCGCCAUUUUCGCUUUCUUAAUCACUUGCAAGAAGGAAUCCGCCGAGGUUUAUUUCGCUCUUUUGCCCGUGGUGUUCGGGAUCGUAUUGGCUAGUAACAGUGAGCCACUGUUUAACCUUUUUGGCUUCCUGGUCUGCAUCGGUUCCACCGCUGGUCGUGCCUUGAAAUCCGUGGUUCAAGGGAUCUUAUUAACCAGUGAAGCCGAGAAGCUACAUUCGAUGAAUUUGUUGUUGUACAUGGCGCCUAUGGCCGCCAUGAUUUUGUUACCAUUUACACUAUACAUCGAAGGGAACGUUAUGAGCAUCACAUUAGAGAAAGCUAGGAGUGAUUCUUUCAUUGUUUUCUUGUUGCUUGGGAAUGCUACGGUGGCCUAUUUGGUGAAUUUGACGAAUUUUUUGGUUACCAAGCAUACAAGCGCCCUCACUUUGCAGGUGUUGGGCAACGCCAAAGCCGCAUUGGCCGCGUGUGUAUCGGUUAUGAUCUUCAGGAAUCCAGUCACCUUGAUGGGAAUGACCGGAUUCGCCGUUACGAUAAUGGGGGUGGUGCUUUACAGCGAGUCAAAGAAGAGAUCCAAGGCACAGCUCGCAGCACAUUGACAAUAAUUUCCUCAAAAGAUAAGAUGGGAUUCAUUUUAAUUGCCUUUUCCUUUUCUUUUCAUUAUUCUCUACAAUUUAUUGCUUUUUAAAAAAAAAAACUGUUAAACUUUUGGUUAGAUUCAAUGGAGGGAAGGAAUCAAAGAAGAGAAUUUGGAUAAAAAUGAGAAAACUGUGAUCGGAAUUGUAUAGGAACGAGUGAGGGAAAAGUAAGGGGCGAAAGGAUUAUAUGCUCCACUUUUCCUUUUGUUUUUCGGAUGGUUAAAGAGAAUAAAAUUCUCUCUAUGUAAUCUUAAUAUAUAUGUUUUUGCUGCAUUAAU